AUGUUCUCCGCAGCUGCGGCAGCUUCUGCCGGUGGUGGCACGGGCUCGAAUCUCGCACGAGCAAUCAUCAUCACCUCAGGUGUUUCAGCUCUCGUAUCGUCGCUGCUUUCAUUCGUUAAGAACUAUAGGAAACCGCUGUUGCAGAGAUAUGUCGUACGGAUUUUGCUUAUGUGGGUGACCAGUGGUAUCAGGAGAGGCUUUGAAACUGUCGGACGAAGGAAGCUGAUCAAGCUCAGGGUGCCAAUUUACGCAGCAUCUUCGUGGACAAGUAUUGUGUCACUGAAGGCAGCUCAAUUUCUGGAUCCUAUCCGUGAUAUCUAUGAGCGAGGAAUCCUUCAGUAUGCGUGGCUCAAACCGAUUUUGGCCAUAGUCUCGAUUGUGAUGAAAGCCACCGAUACAUAUGAGGAAGGAUAUCUCAGUGUCACAUCAGGGUAUCUUUGGACAGGCAUUGUGUACAACGUGAGCGUCACGGUCAGUUUGUAUUCGCUGGCAAUGUUCUGGGUAUGUCUACACGACGACCUUGUACCGUUUCGGCCGGUUCCCAAAUUUCUGUGUAUCAAGCUUAUUAUCUUUGCAUCGUACUGGCAAGGGUUCUUUCUGUCAAUUUUGCAAUGGCUAGGGGCGCUUGGAAAUGUGGCCGGAUACUCGCCUGACAAUCUUGCCGCGGCAAUCCAGGAUGCGUUGAUCUGCUAUGAGAUGCCUAUCUUUGCCGUGGCUCACUGGUAUGCCUUUUCGUGGCAUGAUUACGCCGAUCCUAGGAUCUCGGCGGCCCGACUUCCGGUCAAAUACGCGGCUCGGGAUGCCUUUGGACCUCUGGAUUUGAUUGAAGACACGAAGAUGACCUUACGCGGCGAGAAUUAUGAGUACCGACUGUUUGACUCGGGUGACAACAUCAUCGCUCAUGCCGAGUCUGAAUCGCGGGUCAAGCGUGUCAUGGAUGGCAUGCGCUACGAACGAGGUGGCAAAGCCAAGUAUUGGAUUCCUAGACCAGGAGAGGCCAGCAAGGCCGUCGAAGCCAACAUGCGCACGCCACUGCUCAGUGGUGGAACCAGCGACCGCCGAAGUCCAAGCGAUAGCCAAAGCCGCCCUUCAAUCGAGCGAUUCCGGACCUACAGUGAGGUCGAAGUUACUUUGGACGACGAUGAUGAGCAGAUAUUCAACCAAGCAAGGGCUUUGGAGUUUGGGGACUGGAAUUAUCCGGUCAUCACGGCCAAUGAAGUCCCGCGGGACCAACGACUUCCAUCACAUACGAGCUAUCAAGGGUCUGCUUCUCGAGGAGACGCAAGCACCUCGCGAUCAAAGACCCGACAUCGCUCAUCUGCUAGUGAAGGCAAGCGCAAUCGGAAGCCCAGCAGCUCUGGCAAGUCGAAGAAAGAGAUUGGUCGCCCUCCCUCUGUGCAACGCAAGAUCAGCUCCACAAGCUCGCAUCAAUCGAGUCAUUCCCGUCAUUCUAACCGUAGUCAACUUGUGCAUCUUGUCGUUGAAGAUCAUGAAGCCGAGGAAGAAGUUCGGGAUCAGGCGCAGCGGGAGCGUGGCUCCGCCUGGACGAUCGAGGACUCGAAGCAAUUCCAGAGACCGUCUGGGCAGCCAAUCGAAGAAGAAGCUGAACAUGAUGCGCUGAACCAGAAUGACCGCGGUGCCCAGCAAACAACCUCGGCGCAAGACGACGAGGAAGAGGCUUCUCCGUCACAAUGGGGGUAUGGCGCCACGGAGGAAGAGAAUGUCUGGAGCAGAUAG
Penicillium diatomitis is the source of this 1737-nucleotide messenger RNA. RefSeq names its product OSTA/TMEM184 family protein. Gene Ontology annotation, biological process: transport. Lineage: Eukaryota; Fungi; Ascomycota; Eurotiomycetes; Eurotiales; Aspergillaceae. The transcript has 5 exons. The coding region runs from base 1 to 1737 and encodes 578 amino acids. The record is from RefSeq and is a predicted model, not a curated record. Gene Ontology annotation, molecular function: transporter activity.